AUGGGGCGGCGGUUGCUGGCGGCGCCAGUGCGGGGGGCGCUCGUGGAAACUGGGGAGACGCCCCGCGCCGCCCUAGCCGCCGAGCCGUCGCCCUCGGGCGUUGCAGCGCCGGGCAGCUCGAGCAGCACUGGCGCCGCAUCCGAGGGCGCCGUGGCGGUGGCAGAGGGUCGCGAGAGAGCGCUCGGGAGACGCCGCGAGUGGCUGGCGCUGGCCCGCGCGGAGGAAGUCUGGGACAUGCUCGGCGGGAACGCGGCUCCUCUCGAGCAGAAGGCGGCGCAGUUCAGGUCCCACAAGCAGUGCCAGGGCGAGCUGGGCUAUUGGCAGGAGUUCGCGGGUCUCAGAGGCCUCGGGCUCGUGAGCAGCAAAGAGGUCAACGAGAUGCUGGCCUGGGGCGAGCCCCGCAGGGCGCUGUCCGUCUUGCUCCCAUGGAGUACCUACCUGAGGCCGAGCAGCCCGCUGGCCCCAGACCCAGAGAGUUUCUUGGGGCCCUGCCGGCCAGACGAUCGCUGGAGCCUGCUGGCGCGCCCCGCGGGCCACAGGGUGGCCAGCGAGAUCAAAGAGUUCGUUGACUCGAAGCCGGGGGGCGGCCGUUGGGUUCAUCUCCUGUGCCCCCCCCUGCGUACCCUGUCAAAGCAGAUGAGGGACAGGGCGGUCUGGGUGUUCAAGUAUUGCGAACUUCUGAAGGCCGCUGCGGA
Prorocentrum cordatum is the source of this 695-nucleotide messenger RNA. Lineage: Eukaryota; Dinophyceae; Prorocentrales; Prorocentraceae. The record is from the annotation of a GenBank genome assembly.